Pseudoliparis swirei is the source of this 1595-nucleotide messenger RNA. It is a transcript of the gene mrrf, whose product is annotated as mitochondrial ribosome recycling factor. Gene Ontology annotation, molecular function: ribosomal large subunit binding. Gene Ontology annotation, biological process: translation. The record is from RefSeq and is a predicted model, not a curated record. NCBI's taxonomy places the organism in Eukaryota, Metazoa, Chordata, Actinopteri, Perciformes, Liparidae. Gene Ontology annotation, cellular component: mitochondrion. The transcript has 7 exons. Bases 65 to 838 code for a protein of 257 amino acids.
UGACGAUCUAGAUGUCAUAUGUGGCUUUCCCCGAGCUAACGUGCUUCAGUAAAUGCUGUAAAUUAUGGCUAUGAAUCACCUGAGUCUGCUGCGGCCUCUGCUGUGUCAGUCCCUGUUGCGACAGCUCAGGUCUCCUCUCGUGGCCACCUCCAGGGUCAGUGAACCACGACUAUACCCCAACUCCAUCUUCUACCCCGCUGCAUGCACGAGGCUCUACGCCACAAAGAAGUCAAAAGCCAAGGCAAAGGGCCAGUCAGCUAAGGUGAAUAUUAAUUCGGCUCUGGUGGAAGACAUCAUCAGUCUGGAUGAAGUGAAGGGGGACAUGACAGCUGUUCUCAAUGUACUCAGAGACGACUUCACACGCAACCUCAGCAUCCGAUCCUCGCCAGGAGCUCUGGAUCACAUUGUGGUGACGACUCCAGAUGGAAAGUUCCCUCUCAACCAGCUGGGACAGGUCUCCAUGAAGUCCCCUCUGCUCAUGAUGGUCAACAUGAGCAGCUUCCCAGAGGCUACAGCGGCUGCCACCCGUGCCCUAAGAGAGAGUAGCAUGAACCUUAACCCAGAGGUGGACGGGACGAUCAUCAAGGUGCCCGUUCCCAAAGUAACGCGUGAGCACAGAGAGAACCUCACCAAGCUGGCCAAGCAGCUGAGCAACAAGGCGAAAGACUCCCUGAGGAAAGUGCGAUCUAACGCUAUCACCCAGGUCAAAAAGACGAAGGAAGCACACUCGGAGGACACCAUUCGACUUGUGGAGAAACAGAUUCAGCAGAUGACGGACAGCGUCGUCGUGGACAUUGACAAACAGCUUGCAGCCAAGACCAAGGAGCUGUUGGGCUGACUGGGACCAUUAAGAGGUGUUUGUAAUAUUUGGGUUGUAGCUGAAUCUACACUUAACUGAAGCAGCAGGUCCACCCUGUGGUGUUUAUAACAGACAGCGACUCAAUCAGUAUUCCGUGCAUCCUGUUCUCAUCGUCCAAAAGCUUCACACAGACCAAUGAGUCCCGGUUCUGUUGUACAUGUUUUGGCAGAAACUGGGCUUUGGUUCUGGCCCACAACUCUGGCAAAGAUCUCCUCCUCGCUGCUGGGUGAUAUCUGUGUUUAACCAUCACUACAUAAACAAAAAUUGGCACGGAAACAACAACAACAACGACAGACCGCCAGUCAACUCCCUCCUCCCUUGCUACUCUUCCUGUCUUCAAACAAACACACCGAGCUCGGGACGAAUGGCCUUUUAAUAGGAUUUGUCGGCCUCCUCCUGAUCAAACCCCUUGCCACAAGGGCUGUCUGUUUACACAAAACAAGCGCACCCGUCUGAGUGUAAACUGGCUGCGGGUUUGUCUUGGUGGCAAGAGAGAUGGAGAGAAGGAGAGAGAGAGAGAGGGAGAGAAGGUUUGUUCCAGAGACGGAGGAUAUGAUUAGCGUGGUGCCAAACAUUUGUUUCACAUUGAUUCAAAGUCUGUUAAAGAAUGCACUUGAGUAGAAAAAAGCUUUUAAUUUCAGCACAUGUCUAGAAUUGAUAAUAUGGCUACUCCUCGACAAUAAAGUCGGGAAAGCAACAUUAUUGAUGGACUCCAUUAAAGAAACACUGCUUUGUA